This is a messenger RNA of Staurois parvus, 327 nucleotides long. Lineage: Eukaryota; Metazoa; Chordata; Amphibia; Anura; Ranidae. The record is from the annotation of a GenBank genome assembly.
CCAUGUACCGUGGACAUACAAACAUUGUAGAUGAUAUGACACGUCCAACUCCACCAUAAAGUGAAUAUAUCUGCCGGCACGAGACAAUGGCUGAACACACGCGUUCCACGGAUUCGGUUAAGUCUAUUUAUAGGCAAGCCAGAUUGCAUAGAUGGUCAGAGACUGUGGACAUGAUACAAGAGAUGGUCAGAGACUGCAGACAUAGUACAGAGAGAUGGUCAGAGACUGCAGACAUACUACAGGAGAUGGUCAGAGACUGCAGACACAGUACAGGAGAUGACCAGAGACUGCGGACACAGUACAGGAGAUGACCAGAGACUGCGGACA